Messenger RNA from Klebsormidium nitens, 1524 nucleotides. The record is from the annotation of a GenBank genome assembly. NCBI's taxonomy places the organism in Eukaryota, Viridiplantae, Streptophyta, Klebsormidiophyceae, Klebsormidiales, Klebsormidiaceae.
AUGAUGCCAAAGUUAAAGCUACGACCAAAUACAGAGAAUCUGAAUGAGAAUGACUACUUCUAUUUCCUUGUUGAGCUGACCUCGGGUCAGGCUCGCGAUUGCGCCGGCGAGCUUGAGAGCCGCAUGGCCGACGAUUUGGACAAAUGGAAUGAGGCGCGCCUCCGCGCAUUUGAGCGCGAGCUCGUCGAAUAUGAGCGUGACAAAGAGAGGCAUGAUGCGCUUGGAGCGACCGAGCGCGCAGCCGCGACUGCGCCGGUCAAGGCGCAGAAACCAGCGGUCCUCGAAGUAUAUGACGACCCGGUUGGCCAUUUCUGGGCCAUGAUCAAGGACCUCUUUCCAGAGAAGUCCACUGCGCAAAUAAACGAGUUCAAUAACUUCCGCAUGCAGACGAAUGAGAGCAUGUCGAGCCUCACUCAGAGGAUGAAGACGCUCAUGACUGUCUUACAGGGACCAGAGGGCAUGGCCGCCCAGAAGCUGCUCGAUGCAAUUGAGCCGAAGCAGUUUCGCGGUGAAAUUCGGAGAAUUGUAUGGGCUGAGGAUACUGGUGACGACGACCUGACAGUCGACCAGAUUAGCAAGGCCAACGCAGCUGCAGAGUCACAGCGCGGCGGCUCAGCGAAGGCUAAGAGCAAGUUUUACAAAUGCGGAGAAUUCGGCCACUGGGCUUCUCACUGCGCAAUAAAGCGCGCCAAGCGGCAGGUGCCCGGCGCGUUGAAGAAGUGGUGCAAGCAUCACAACUCCAGUACCCAUGACACGGCCGAAUGCAAGGCCCUACAGCACGGGGCGCCAUCAGCGCCGCCCCUUGCGAACGCUCGCGCCGCGCAGGCCCCGGCCGCUCAGAAGAACGAGCCCAGGGAUCCGGCCGAGCCCACACUUGAGGAGCUUCAGGAGCUCUGGGACGCCCACUAUGGACGCGUCACAGGAUACGGCGCCUGCGUGAUGUCAGCGCGCGCCGCAACCAGAACGGGCAAGCAGCAGCCAGUUAGUAGGCCAACAGCCUCACGCCAGGCCGCACCUAAGCUGCACAGUGGCCCCACACGACACUGGGCCCCUAAGAACGAACGACGUCGCGGCCGUCUCGCUGACAUGCCGCUGGGCUUUCUGCCCAAGGACUUUAUUCGAACUUCCAGUCCGACCAGACCCGAGCCUGCCGAGCCAGCCGAAGCUGAGCAGCGCGCAGAGCCGGAUUCCGCCCAGACGGCCGCGCCGGAGGUUGCCGCGCUGGCUAAACAAAAGCAGAAAGAGACUGCACCAGAAGACGCUGCUAAGAGCGCAGCCCAGGGGACAACCAGAACACGGAUUCUGCCUCAGGGCCUUCAGGAGCUGCCGUCGGACGAUCCACGCCGACAGGGAGUCAUUUACGGGCCGACUGCCCCAGUGGACACUGCGCCCGCGCUGCAAGAAGCCGACCAGGCACCAGCUGCCUUAGGUUCGCCCCCAGAGCCGGCUGCAGACAACAUUGACGAUCCAGAGAACCCCCGAAUUGGCGCUCCUAGGGAAGCUGCCAGGGGCGUACCACAGUGA